AUGGCUGCCAAGAACAAGAAUCAGGAACGUCUCUGGCAGUUUGAUGUUUCCGAUCCUACAAAGCACCCCGAUGGUUUUACCAUAUACAAAGUAUCGUGCAAGGUGUUUCAAAUUCAUUCACCUGAAAGUUUGACUGAGAUCCUUAUUUGGAAAAGAUAUAAUGAUUUCAAGAAUUUAUUCCGAGUGAUGUUAGCACUUCACAAGGCACUUCACAGGAAAGAAGAAUUCCCAAGAUUUGCCAAACCGAAACUUUUUGGUCGUUUUGAAGAUGCUGUGAUAGAGGAAAGGCGUCUAAGUGCCUUACAACUGCUGAAUUUUAUUGGUAAUCAAGCCCAUCUCCACAAGUCAAAGGCAUUUCAAGAGUUCCUCAAGGGAGGGAAGCAGAGACAUGGCCUGUCAGGGAGUGUGAUGAAGCCAUCAAAACUGGACAUUCUGUCACCAGACUCUUUGUCCUCCACACAAUCUGAUGACUCAGAGACAAGGUCUAGUGAGGAACUUCUCCAGCCUGUGAAACAUCCACCAUGUGAGACGAAAGAUGUCACUGUGGAAAACAAUACAGAUGGCGACUCCGAACAUAGUGAUUCAAAGGAUGUGAAAUUAGAAGGCGUGUGGAAUUUCCCACAGAUCCCAGACAACAUCAGUCUUAAUUCUUAUGAUGAUGACACAGAAGAUGGUGAUGUGGAAUCUAAUCUCAGUGCCUCUCUCCCGGACACUGACAUUGCAUACUUUGACCCACUUUCUACAGAAAACCAAGAUGGCAAACAAGACAUACACACAAGUGGUAGCUGGCUAUUUGCGGCCAUGAAUACUUGUGCAGAAAUGGAUACUGAAGAUGCAAGAGAUGAAACAGAUUCAACAACACCAUCAGAUAAGGAUAUGACAACCUCAACAGAUACAGUGGUCGAGGUAAAAGUCGAUGGUGUUCCUAUCUCUGAGUCAAAGAAAGGAGGUACAAAAUCUUCAACACCAGAUCUCAGUGAAUUUGACCCACUGAGAAUGAGGACGGAGUCUAGUGUGGAAUAUGGUAAAGGUGACCUUGACCUUUCACAUGCUACCAGCAAAGGGAGUGUGUCUUCCCAUAGUAACAGCACAACAUCCAGUGCCACAUCGUCUCCAGUACACCAAGUUGGCCGUAGUCCUCGCCGUCUCCGGUCACAAACUGGCGAGUCAGUGUCCACUAUGGACUUGGGGGGAAAGGAGGACUACAUUUAUGUGGCAGCUAAUCAGAUAUGUCAGGCACAGGACCAUGAGGCUAAUGGUCGAUACGAGCAUGCCUUCUCCUCAUAUAAGAGUGGAGUAGGAAUUCUGCUGCAGGGAGUUCAAGGAGAUAAAAACAAAGCUAGAAGAGAUGCUGUGAGGAGGAAAACAGCCCAGUACCUGAUUAAGGCAGAGGAUUUAUACAAUAGGCACUUAGCUAAGGAAUCCCUGGAUCAUAAAAGAUGGGCGGCUGAUGGUGACUUGUCACCACUGUCAGAAGUUGACCCGUCCCUGGCCUUGCUGAAGGGAUCUACAGGGGAGCUGAAGAACUACAAGGUAUUGGGCACUGUUGACCGUGUGCUACUCGUGAUGGACAGAAGUACAGACGACACUUACAUCAUGAAGACUAUCCACAAGUCUAGUACCUGUACUACACGGUUGAGGACCAUCUUGCCUGUAUCAUGUCCAUUUAUGGUCGGACUCCACAAGUUUUAUGAAACAGACAAUGCUAUUCACCUACUGUUACAGUAUGCAACUGGUGGUAAACUGUGGACAUAUAUUGGAGCUUAUCUGCAGGCUAAUCGAGGUAACCCUCGGGACAAUGUUCCGGGACUGGUUACCGAUAAAGACCAGUACACUCAUGCGUAUAUGGGACAAAAAAUCCAUAGCACUGAUAAUUCGGUAUCAGACUCCGAUAAACAGCAUACCAAUGUGGAAAAGUUGUGUCAAGAUCCGGAGUUCUCGAUGCUUCAUAUGAAAUACACAAAAGAGAAUGAAAUAUGUGCCUACAUUCAUAAAGAUUCAGGUGAAACUUGUACAGAUACAGACUCCAAUAUCUUAGGACAGAAACCAAAGUCAUCAAAGGAUGAAAUAAACUGUGAUAUUAAGGACAAGAGUCCUGUCAGUGGAGUAAUGAGAAUGAGAAACCUGAGUAGUAUUUCAUCUUUAGACAACCAGGAUGGUAAUGAAACAGACAUACAGGAGUAUAAACCAUGUCAACUUGACCAGAAAGAUUUUCAAAUAAGCGAUAUUUUAGAGAACACAAAGUCAAAUCUGGAUUGUUUUAGUAUAAAUAGUGUUGAAAGUAACGAAGGUGUACAGAGAAUGGACAGCAAUACGUCAGAUAGUGCUGCAUUUGAGUGUAUUCCAGAAGAGAGUGAAUUAUCACCGAGACACAAGCCUCAUGUUGAGCAUGAAGUUUUUCCUGGAGGUAAAAUACCAGACAGUGACGAGAAUGGUAUAACUGUGCCUGAGAAUGAUGCGGACAUUAUUGUGCAAAAUGCAAAAAAGCUGAUUAAAUCAGUGGAAAGGACCUUAUCGAUUGCUGAUUCUGAAGUAGAGGAGGUGAUAUCACCAAAAAAAUUGUCAGACUUUGAUGUGGAUUUUAAAAGGAAUAGUUCCAGUGUUCAAGAUGGUAAUGAUUUAUCUUCUGGUACACCAACAUCCCAAAACAUAAGUGACCUUCAAGAUGACAGAUUCAAAAGUCAAAAUUCGGAAAGUCUGGUAGAUGAUUAUGACAGUUCCAAUGAGACUAGUAUAUAUGACCUCAACAGAUCAGGUGAAGACACAAGCGAUGGUGAACCAAUAAAAUCUAUAAGUGAUUCUCCACAUAAGGAAAUCUCAGAACAAGAUUUAUUAGAAGAUAGCAAAGACAGGUCAAACACAUUAGUCAAACCCAAGUCUGAUUCUGACUUAUCUUCAAGAAGAUAUAGUGACCAUGACCGAAAGGAGUCAAGGUCAUCCACAUUCACUGAGCAGUCCUUGACUAGACAUCCUACACCGCCUAAAAAGCUUAGUUUGACCCGAAUGAACUCUAAAGAUCUUUGUAGGUCAGCAUCUAUGGAACGAGAAUUAACCUCCCCAUUGAAGACAAGACACAGAAAUUUAUCUGGCGUGUUCCAGCAGCUUGACCUGGCCACUAAUAGUCCAGAUCAGGUUCAUCUGCCCGAGUCAUGUAUCCAGCAGUGGGCAGCUGAGGUAGUGGUAGCACUGUCAAGACUUCACGCAGAGGGAAUAGUUUGCAGAGACCUAAAGCCUGACAACAUACUACUAGGGGAGUGUGGACAUGUUCUGUUAACCUACUUUUGUCAGAUCAGCACCACAGAGACAGAUGUUGAUUUUGAGGCUGUGGAUCAACUUUACGUUGCACCUGAGGUGAGGAGUAUAUGUGGCUAUACAGAUGUCUGUGACUGGUGGAGUGUUGGAGCUCUCCUGUAUGAGCUUCUCACUGGACGAAGUUUAUUGAGCUGUCAUCCUGGAGGAAUUACUUCUCAUACACAACUCUACAUACCAGAGAUUAUGUCUACUGAGGCUAGGGGUCUCCUCCAGCAGCUGUUGUGUUACAACCCACGCGAGCGUCUCGGAGCUGGAAUCAACGGAGCAGAAGAGAUAAAAGCACAUCCAUUCUUUAGUGGUGUAAACUGGAAUUCCUUGGAGAAUCUGUGCUCAUGA
Molecule: messenger RNA, 3648 nt
Organism: Ylistrum balloti
Lineage: Eukaryota; Metazoa; Mollusca; Bivalvia; Pectinida; Pectinidae
Product: ribosomal protein S6 kinase delta-1-like
Exons: 15
Coding region: 1-3648 (1215 amino acids)
Biological process (GO): protein phosphorylation
Molecular function (GO): ATP binding; phosphatidylinositol binding; protein kinase activity
Source: RefSeq, a predicted model, not a curated record